UUUGUUAUAUCAUAGGACUUUCUAAAGUUCUUGAGUAGUUUAAACGUUCAAAAUUAGGUUUGUGCUCAGUUUAAGUCGCAUCAAGGUUCAAAUCUUUAGCAUUUCACCACUGAAAUUGUCGUUGCAUGUUUUGGUUUGUUUGGUUGCUACAUCAAUCAAAUGAUGGCGCUUCUCAUCGGCGGCCAAACCUCCACCCAAGACUUCCCAGCGCCGCUCGGUUCGGACGAGUCCAUUUCAUCUAAGGGUGACACAAUGCCCCAGACUGGUCUGAGCUAUGAGAGGAGAGAGCAUCACAGCAGCUGGAGCACCAAGCGCCUGGUCAGCAAAGACAGCAGAAGCGCAGGUCUGAUAAACGGCGUAGGUGUUCGAACCAGCGAGACUGCAGCCGCUCGCUCACUGUACGCUCCCACACCUCCAUGUGGACCUAAUAGUUAUAUUAAUAACAAGAGCAAAGGUACAAAAAGAAAACCUUCAUCUGCCGCCAAUGAACUGGCAGCCGGGCGUGCAGGCGGCGUGUUGGACGUUGGUGUGACCGGGGUAAACGGCGUUGCUCAUUCCCACGAGUUUGAUCGCGGGAAACCGGAUCACUGCCCUUUAAUAACCUCAACGCACCACGGAGGAAGGAAGACCUUUAAACACAAGAAUAAGGCGAGGAAAUGUGAAUUUACAUCAGCAGUCACCCCAUCCAAAGAGGAGGAAAACUGGGAAAAUGAUAUCCAAGACGUCCGUCUCCAUAACUGGGAAAAGAUGUGUUUUGGAGUUAACCCUUAUGGUCCUGAGGAGUUGCUCCACUUUGCUGUGCGGGGUACGACUCUCACGCAGAGGGUCGCCGGGGAGCUGCCAGCAACAAUCGACUACAACCCAAAGGUGCACCACCCGCACCCCAUCAAGUGGUCCUGCUACAGCGUUCCCUCAGAGCCAGAGCAGUUUGCAGACGCUGACGACUGAGCGUUUGCUGCCAGACAUGGCUGUCAAUACUCUCAAACAAAAAGAGGCUGCUUGCACAUGGUUAUUCCACACUAGUUAAUGGUUUAACUUCCAUACAAAAAUUAAUUUCAUUAGUUGAGUUUGAGUAUUAAGUAACAUGAUGCUGUUUUUGAGGCUAAUGCUGUAAUAUAGAAACUUAAGUUCAGGAAAGUUUGUUUCCAAGUUUUAUUUUGAAAUGCUUUACAUUUUUUAUUAGCGGCUAAACUAAUAAUAAAGCGUUUGUGCUGUUUAGGUCUUAAUAUUUUAGUUACUUUCCCAUAUUUAGAUGGACUUCUGUGUUCCCUUGCAGGUACUGUUUUGUAAAAACAAUAAUUUUAUUUGUACUUAAAUUUUUUAAAGUAAUGUUUCAAAGAGCUGUAAAGCAGUUUUAAUAUUUUGAGUGGGUUGAAAUACUUCGAUUGAUAAAAAUCAGUUGACUAUUUGUUAAUUAACUGCAUUUCUUUUAUUGAAAAUAUUCUUAAGGUAUUAUAUAAAGAAUCAUAGAAAAAAAUAGUGAUUUGAUUUUGUGAUCGCAUUCAGCAACGUUCAUACAAAAAUUAUGCCUUUUUUUCCUAACAGAAUUAUUUUAUUUAUUUUUAUUUUCACAACUGCAAUAAAUCAGCUGCUGUUCUAGGUUUUUGUGCAUUUUUCCUUUUUACUAUAAGUUCUUCUUUCAAAGGAGUUGUGUGUGCCCAGUUCUGUUUACGAUGCACCUCUGCCAUGUAUUCAGACAAAAUAAGAGUUUUUUGGGCCUAAAUGUUAGUUAAAUCCUUGCACUAUUAGAGGGAAGUUGCAGCUUUUGACCACUAGAUGUCAGAGUUAUUCCAAAAAAUCCAGCCACUGAGCUAUUUCUUCACAACUUGGGGAGUUCAAUGGGUUCAUUCUGGAAGAAUUGGAGGACACAAGCUCUUACUUGCACCCUUGUAGUAACCUCAGUUUGAGGAUGGGGUUGCUGGAGUCAAAUAACCAAAAAUAUGAAAAAGAAAAAUGUAUAUUUGCUACAGGUUUGUUAGGGGAAAUUGUUGUGCUACUCUUUUUUUUUAAUGCUUUUUUCCCCCGUAGUAUGUGAGAAAUGCUGCAACAUUAGAGGAGUCAGAAUCAAAGCGCUGAAGUAGCUUUGAUUCAUAAACUCCUUUGUUGACAGAGGGAAAUAUGAUGACAGGAAUAGAUGACAGUACUGCUGUGCUUUUUGUGGAGUUGGCAAAAAAAGAUGUUUAAAGAGAGAGGAAAAAAAAUCACUUAGUGGAUCUUACUGAACAGAUUGAGCCUCACACUGUGAAAUAAAAGGGUUUUUAUUCGUUGUAUUGAGGGUUAAAGAUGUGCUUGCAGAAGAGGAAAGUGUUUGGAAACUUGUGAGUGAUGUGAAUCCAUCUGUGAAAGUAAAUAAUUCUUUAUUUUUUUCUCCUUCCACUAAUCAUCCCUAAAAAAGGAAGGAAUAAUUACCUUGUAAAAGUAGAAUUCAUGGCAUUGGCUAGCAUAAAAAUUUACAGGUGUGCACAUUAACCUGGUUAGCGAGUGUGAAUGCAUUGGCAUGCUUUGAGGAUUUUUCUUUGGCUGACGAUGCAAGCUUGUUGGUCUUUGUUAGAUAAACGCAGGCGCGGCUGCUCGUCUCAGCGCCUGCAGAAAUGUGGCGGUUAUUUGACCCAAAGCUGAGCAUCACUUUGAAUUUGCUCUGUCUCUGCAAACUUGUCUUGACCUGAAACAAAAAAAUCGACUCAAUGGCAGAAUUCCCAUAUGCCGUGUCUUUGAUCCUGUAAAUAUUUGGGUCUGUGAAUAAACGAGAAAAAAAAAAAGUUUUAUUAGUUUGAA
Molecule: messenger RNA, 2775 nt
Organism: Oryzias latipes (Japanese medaka)
Lineage: Eukaryota; Metazoa; Chordata; Actinopteri; Beloniformes; Adrianichthyidae
Source: RefSeq, a predicted model, not a curated record